Messenger RNA from Acanthaster planci (crown-of-thorns starfish), 3146 nucleotides. RefSeq names its product histamine N-methyltransferase-like. NCBI's taxonomy places the organism in Eukaryota, Metazoa, Echinodermata, Asteroidea, Valvatida, Acanthasteridae. The record is from RefSeq and is a predicted model, not a curated record.
AAUUACACAACCGGGUCAUGGUCACCAGUGUUUAUAAAGCCGAGGUAGUGCAGCAGUAACAAUGCAAAAUGGCGUCCUACAGUGGCCGUGUCUGCAAAUGACAGAUAUCGUAUCCGGUGUUGGGCUGUUUUGUAGCGCUUGCAGUCAUAGACUUUGCAAAUCAUCCCUCGAUGGCACUGGUGGUGCUGUAGCUUGUCUGUAGGUCCACAUCCCGAUCAACUAUGCAGUCUACUUGGCAGAAUUUGUUUCACGAUACGGACCACUACCUUCAGUCGCUGAAAACAUUUGGUGCUGCAUGCGGCGAAUUCGCCGUGUAUGUCCAGUGGAUGGAGACCAUAAUCCAGGAGACCGUAGUGCCGAAAUUGAAGGGUGCGCUUGACCAACAAGGAGACCUUCGAGUCAUGGGAGUUGGUAGUGGAUCUGGCUUAAUGGACUACAAGUUGUUGGUGACACUCUUGCAACAGUUCCCGCGCAUCACUAACUGUGUGCUCGAGCCUCUUGAGGAGCAGCUAAUGAAGUACCAUUCAUUGAUUGAAUCCCAGGCUCUCGAACAGCGAGGCGUAAAUUUCGAGUGGCGACAACAGACGAUUGAGCAAUACGAGAAGGCAGGAAGCUCUGCUAAGUUUCACUUCAUCAUUGCAAUGCAUGUUUUGUACUACUUUGACAACCUUGAAGACUCGCUGAUGUAUCUAUACAGCAUUCUAAAACCUGGAGGAAUUAUUAUGGUCGUUAUUUCUUCAGAUGACAGUGGGACCUCCAGAUUUCGGAGUCACAUGGGCCCUUACCACGAAACGUACAGUGUCACGAGUUCAGCAGAUGUUCGCAAUGUCCUAGACCACCACGGUAUCUCGUACUCGCAGCAUCACGAGCGGUUCCAUGUGAACAUCACUAGCUGCUUCGACGAUGCUUCAGAGGAAGGUAGUAUGGUCUUGGAUUUCCUAAACCACGUGACGAAGUUCAAGGAGUCGGCGACCGAGGAUUUGAAGCAGCAGGUGCUGGAACGCCUGGCGAGCAGCGAGUGCUCUGAGACGACUGGAGAUGAGAUCCUGUUGAAUAACGACUGCGAUACGAUAAUUAUAAGCAAACCAAGAUAAACUGGCAGUAUUCAAGCAAAUCAUCAUGGACGCUCUUGCGCUUCUGUCCUCAGAUUCGUGUGUCAAUUCCCUUGUAUUCAAUUUUGCACUUCUCAAGAACAAGCAGUCUGUAUUUCUUUUAGAAUACUUCUCCCAUAGAUUCUGGUUAAUUUAAACGAUAGAUGGAUAAAGUCAUUAAAUUAAGUACGUCUAUUUGUUGAAAAUCUUCCAGCACUUUUCUAAAUUAUCUUCUCCCAAAAUGUUUUAACCUACACGUACAUGUGUGUGACGCGCACACCAGGGGCGUGUUUUGGCGACCAUGCUACGUUUUGGCCACCGUGAACAUGUUCCAGCUUUGGUCAUUGGUUGCACUUUUUGCGACCUCGGUUUUGCUUAUCUGACGUCAUUGAUCCGACCAAACGGGAACCGAACGUUGCUUUAAACUGGUGGGAAAUAAAUGGACAUCUUUCGUCGCCUCUCGCGCAAAUGAAUCAUACAUUCCAUUUUGUCAUGUGCAGUGAAUUUAAAGACGCAUUCACUUCUAGAAUGUGAACCGACAGAGAAAGUGAGAGCAACAGUGGUAAAAAACAUGUUAAAUGAGGAGUGAAAAUGACAUUUAUCACCAAGGACAUUUCUGUCCUUGUACUUUGGCUCUGUUGGAUGAUGGAAGUGUUUCAGGUUCUUUAUUUUGUUGGCCGCCUUAAACAUGCUUCUGGUUAUUAGUUUAAAGGGCAUAGAAUCUCGAAUAUUUUUUUCUGGUUUGAAGUCGCCAGAACACGCUUCAGUAUACAUAUGCAUAAAAAACUGGUUAAUGUACUGGGUGGUUCAAAAAAAGUUUAAAGUAAUUGGUCCCCACAUCCUGUCUUCUGGAAAAUUGUAUUUACUUAGUGUUGAUAAGUAUGGGUUUUAGCAAUAAUCCUGAGAAAAUGGUGGGUAAAGCUUAAAUGUAUCUCAAGAUAUCACUCAUUACGGAUGGCAUGUACAAAUUGGUCUGUCCACAUGAGCUCACAGUUAUGAUUGGAUACAACAAAGAUAGUGAUCAAAAGUUCGACAAUUAUGAAAGUCCUGUGGACAAGUCAGGUUUGUACAUGCCGUCUGUAAUGGGUGGUAUCUUGGCGAUAAGUUUUCUAUCACUUUUAUUGAUUUGUUUUAAUUAGAUUUUUCAAAUUUACCAGAAAGAAAAUUAAAGUAACUUGGCCUUUCGGAAGUACCACUUGUUUCACCCGCAUGACUGUCAGAACGACAAUCAACACAGGGCACUUUAAAAUGUAUACCGGCACUUGAUGACCUGUAAUGAAUAUAAGGAGAUGAAAAGUCAUACGCUGCACCGCAGAGGUUAACUUUUGAAACGUGUCCUCUGGUCAUUGCUGGUAGAAAUAUGAACCAACUCACUUCCUGUCCACAUGUUCAUGCAUGAUGUUGUACUCUUCAGUAAUCCAUUACUCUUACAGGUAGGGUCAAUGUAAAAUUUGAAAGGGGGUGCACACAAACCUAUAAUGAAAUUGUAACUUCUACAGACACCGUUCAGGCAUGGGCAUAUUGCCCGUACCUCUGAAAAACAAAUGCAUGUUAUGAAAUAAUUUUUCUGAAUAUGUGGAGACAUUAAAGCAGAUCGACACACCAUCUGUCUGUGUUUCCUGUUGGAUUGAAAGAGGUGAAGAAUGUGCAAGCUAUUUCAAAACUUUGAAGACGUCUUGAAGCUUUAGCUACAAAAUUUAAAACAAAUUAUACAGGUGUUACCGGUGUUUUUCAUUAAAAUGGAGUAAACAUUUCAUUUAGGCUAUCGAAUCCUGUCAAAAUCUUGUUGGCGUAUGACCAAUGUCUAUUUGUGGAAGUGUCAGCUACCCCCAGCGCGUAUAGUCAGGUACUUCUGUGUUACAAACUGCUCAUUCCAUGCGUGCACGCAUGUAGCCAGAACUUCAAACAGCUGUAAGAACAAAACCACCUGACUGAUUGAGUUCAAAAUUCUCAGUAAUUUUUGCAAUGAUAAAGGGUGUCGGUACUUUAAUGCUUAGUUUGAAGAAAACCUAACCUAACCCCCCAAUACCGUAUCGAAGUGAAAUAAACCUAUGG